GUUAUUUCUUUGUGUUGAUGUUUGACAGUGUUGUUAUCAAACAUGUAGGCGGCCCAAUAAAAAUCGCGAUAAGCACGUGAUAAAAGAAACAAUGGCACGACAAGAAUGUGUGUACGUAUCGUUUUGCUGGCACAGCAACGUAAGCAUCACUUGAAGGUGGACGUGACAGAAUGGCAGCUACGAUACUGGUAACUGGUGGGGCUGGGUAUGUGGGCUCACACACAGUAAUUGAAUUACUAAACUCCGGGUAUGAGGUGGUGGUCGUUGACAAUCUAGUGAAUGCUUGCCAAGGAAAAGAUGGCCAACCUGAGGCCCUGAAACGUGUUGAGAAGAUCACAGGAAAGAAAGUUAAAUUCUACAAUGUUGACCUGUUAAAGUUAGAUGAACUGGACAAAGUCUUUUCUGCGCAUCCAAUUUCCCUCGUUAUGCACUUUGCAGCACUUAAGGCAGUUGGAGAGUCAGUGUCAUUACCUCUUGCUUACUAUAAAAACAAUGUCAGUGGUUCAAUCAUUCUCCUUGAGGUAAUGAAAUCUCAUGGUGUGAAGAAACUAGUUUAUUCAUCAUCUGCAACAGUUUAUGGAACUCCUCAGAGUUUGCCCUUAACAGAAGAUCAUCCCACUGGUCAAGGCUGCACCAAUCCAUAUGGAAAAAGUAAAUACUUCGUGGAAGAAAUACUCAAGGACUUAGUUAUAUCGGAUAAGGAAUGGUCAGUUGUCUCAUUGCGUUACUUUAACCCUGUUGGUGCCCACAAAUCAGGUCAUAUUGGAGAAGAUCCUAGUGGGAUACCCAACAACCUCAUGCCAUACAUAUCUCAAGUGGCUGUUGGUCGUCGACCUUCAUUGUCUGUAUAUGGUUCUGACUAUGAAACACCAGAUGGUACAGGUGUCCGUGAUUAUAUUCACAUAGAAGAUCUGGCUCUCGGACAUAUAGCAGCUGCAAAAUUGCUUUUAUCUUCAUUGUCAGGUCAAUUCAAGGUCUAUAACCUUGGAACAGGUCGUGGGAAUUCUGUUCUUGAGGUGAUUAAAGCAUUUGAAGAAGCGAGUGGUCGUAAAAUUCCAUAUACCAUCUGCCCCAGAAGACCAGGUGACAUAGCAGCAUCGUACGCAGAUGCUUCGCUUGCUAACAAAGAGCUGGGUUGGACUGCUGCAAAAACUCUUCACGAUAUGUGUGCAGACACAUGGCGUUGGCAGUCACAGAAUCCACAUGGUUUUUCUUCGUCAGAACAUUAGUUAUGAUAAAGGAUGGUACCACCUUGAAGACUGUUCAUAAUUGCAACUGUGCAUAUUCAAAAAUAAUUGGAAGAAACCAUUACCAGUAGUUCCAGUAUUUAUGUGCCCAAUAAUCUGUAAUUUCAAUGAAAGUAACAUAAUUUUUGUGUAUGACACUGUGACAUAUGCAAUGUUUUGCAUUCAUAAGCACCGUAGUCUUAUUUUUAUGAAUUCGUUAUAUCUGACUACUCCAAAUUUGGUCCGCUUUCAUACAUUAGUGGUCAGUGUGGCUGCCUGCCACGCAGUGGACCCAGUUCAGUUCCUGGUAUUGUCAGGGAUUUUUUCUCAGUUGGAGGACUGGAACGGAGUCCACUCAGCCUCAUGAUGCCAAUUGAAGAGCUACUUGUAUGAGAAAUAACAGCUCCAAGGCUUGCAGAGUUAACAAUAACUGGAAAAGCAGUGUGUUGACCCCACACCCUUCAUACUGCGUCCAGGUGAUGCCAUUGGCUGAGGUUGACACAGCAGUCGGUCCAAAUUGGCCCAUCUGAGGUUAGAAUCACUGAGCUUUUCAUUUGUUCCAAAUUUGACAGGCAUAAAUUAUUACUUCUUGUGCUUAAUGAUCUUGGAUUUCAAAUCUUUUCUUAUCACAUUAUUUUAUCGAGUUACACUCCCCCUCCCUGCCCCUCCAAUGUGGGUGAAUUUAUGAAAUGGGAUGUGUGUGCAUUACAUUCAGUGCUGACGGAUCACUUAAAUACAUAUUUUAAAAAAGUAUGUUUGCAUCCCAAAAGUUUUGUUCAGAUGACACUAGUAAUUAUUCAUAUUGUCCUACAGGAGUAAGACAUUAAAAUCUCUGUCAGUAUUAUUUUGAUCUAAAGUGACAAAGGACACACACACACACACACACACACACACACACAGUGGUUAAUGUUCCAUAGAUUAGUAACACAAGUGUAGGUUAUCUACUUGCAGCUCGAACAAUGAAACAAGCAGCUGCCCAAUUUGUAAUGUAUUAGUAAACCAAACUGAAAUUGUAAAGUAUCAGUUUUAUGCAAGGUAUGUAACUUACGUAGCUGCUCAAUACGAUCCUCUCCAUAAAGUGAUCUGCAUAUUUAAAGAAAGACCAGUGGAACAUUUGUCUUCAUAGUGGAUCACAUAACCGAAUACUUGGAUAGAAACACAAUAUAGUAUUGUUUAUAGGGCAUAAUUUCAUGAUAAACAAUUGGAGGUACUCCAGAAGAUGUUUGGAGGUAUGUUGAAGUUUUGGAAUAGGGAUCAGGUGCAAAAAAAUGUCCAUUAUUGUGAUUUUGAGAUUGAAGAAAAUAAUGUGUGCUAAACUUCAGAACUUUAUUUGCAUCCAGAGAAUAAAUUUUGUUACAGUUAAAGUAUUUUAUACAUAAUUAAUCUGAUUGUAUUAAUACAAGCUUUGUACUCGGUUGCUGAUUUUCCAUUCACAUACAUGUUUGCUAUUUUGAAUAGUGUGCAGAGUUGAAUUCUUUUAAUCAGUUACACAUAAUAAGUUAAGGAAAAAAAAGUGAGACCUGUCUCUGUGAUCAACUUUCUGAAUAGAACAAGGUGUCGAAAUUGUCUAUAGCACCCAUACUUGGGUCAAAUACUAGAUUUUCCCUCUUAUUUUUGUAUUCUGUAAGAACAAGCUGACUUGAGAUUAUGUUAGCUGUCAUUGUAGCAGGUCAUCGAAAGAGUUGCAGACUUCAAAGUGGAAUUGCGUAGAUAAAAGAUAUACUCACCAAACGGUGACAGACGAAAACAUUUAUAAAGAUUAAGUGUGGUGCAGCCUCCAACAAUUUGUCUUUCUUUCUCAUCCCGUCUGGUAAGUUGCCUCUGACAUGGGGUUCUGGGCAACUUUUCUGAACUCUUCCCGUUUCCUAAACCUCGCCAGCCAGUCCUUUUUCUUCAUCCCUCUUCCUUCCUCUUCAACCCUUCUACCAGUAACUGCUGGCUCCAAAAGCUUGCACAUUUGCUUACCCUUUAUAUAUGUUGCCUCCUGCUGCUGCUGCUUGGUAAGUAGCUUCUUUAUCUAUCCAAUUUUAAUAUAUUUUGAAAAAUUUAUUAUUUUCAUUGCUAGACUUCAAAGUUAACAUUUUAUUAGAGAUUGUUCCCUUUUCUUGCAUUUUUAUUGUCAUAGAUCAUCUUUUAGAUUAAAACACUUGCCAACAGACGAAAUGAAGAUAUGAAACAUAAAGAGGAAAAAACAUAAGUUGUCUUAAAUGGUAGGAGGUGGGAAAUAAGGCUGUGACAUAAUGCAUACUGCAAAUAUUUCAUCUCCAAAUAGAAUAUUAUUGCUUUGUUCAGUUAAAGAGAGAUCUUGGUGUUGAAUAGAAAAUUAACAUUCUGCUAGAAUCGUGUAAAUAGUCUGUUCUCUUAAUUAUUGGCUAUAAAAUCAGUGGGAGAAACGUCCAUUAUUUUUACAAAAACCUGCCAAAUUGUAAUAAAGAUUAUAUUUCAUAACAUGUUACUUUUAGAUUAGUGCAGAAUUAAUUCACAAAAACUACACUUAUUCUGUCAAAAUGUUAUUACUAUGUUUGCUUGGAAGAAUUUGGCACAAUGCAGAAAGAAACCAGUCCAUUCUAAUGUGUUUUCCUUUGAUACUCGUCAAAUGUGACUAAUUUCAAAUUAGGACAUAUGGAUUCAUGAUUCACAAUUGUCUGAGUUUUCACAACUGUGGAUGUAACUAAACCAAACAUUCAUAAGUCUAAUGACGUACACUGAAAGUCCUUUUCAAGCAUUCACUUUCAAAAAGUGCAUCUUAUUGUCUGUUCUUUAUAAUUAUCUUUAAUAGUUUUGUAAUGUGAAUGCCAUGCAAUUCUCACCUAAGUACAAAUCACAUAGAGUAUGGUAAGCAAUCUUUUACACUUAGUGUUCCAAACUGUGCUGCAGAUUUCUGUUUAUUGAAACAGAAUUCGAUCCUAGUCGUCCUUGCAUGCAAUUGUGUUAUGCAAAAUAAAGCUUUAAAUGUUGUUGUGUGAUGUAUAUUAAUUAUUUUGUUAUGUCAUCGGUUUGUGUGCCCUAACAGCAGCAACCAAAUCGAAAUAUGUUCCUUAUUUGAAUAUGUACAGUUUUGUGAUUUGCAAUUUUAUUGAUCAAUGAAGUCGUUGCAGUGGACCGGUAGUACAAUAUUUGGUUGUUUAUAUUUGUGUAUAUUGACAUCUACCGACGUAUUAUGAACGUUGGAGAAUAUGAAACAUGUAUAAUUCCUAUUUUACGGCCAGUUGUAUAAAAAAAAAACACUGUAACUGUUUUUAGAUGGUGUGGUGCAGUAAAUAUUAUUUU
This is a messenger RNA of Schistocerca piceifrons (Central American locust), 4496 nucleotides long. It is a transcript of the gene Gale, whose product is annotated as UDP-glucose 4-epimerase. Bases 171 to 1229 code for a protein of 352 amino acids. Gene Ontology annotation, cellular component: cytosol. Gene Ontology annotation, biological process: beta-D-galactose catabolic process via UDP-galactose, Leloir pathway. NCBI's taxonomy places the organism in Eukaryota, Metazoa, Arthropoda, Insecta, Orthoptera, Acrididae. The transcript is spliced from 8 exons. The record is from RefSeq and is a predicted model, not a curated record. Gene Ontology annotation, molecular function: UDP-glucose 4-epimerase activity.